CGAACUCAGGCUUUGGUUCCUUCAUUAAAUAUGGUCUAGCUAAUUGUAACUCCCCAGUAUUUAUAAGCUGCAAUAUGUGCUAUCUAGCUUCCAUAAUUCAUACUGAAACUUCUUUGGUGUUUGCUUAUUACAAUGGCACUUCGUUCAUUGAUCACAGCACUCUUCUUCCUCUUGGGUCUUGCUUGGAUUCAGCUCUCAACAUGCCAAGUUCUCAAGGGCAAAAUUUCCUGCCUUGACUGCAAUCCCGAUUACAACUUAUCAGGCAUCAAGAUCGUAGUGAAGUGUGGUCAAGUGAAAAAAUUAGCCACAGCAACCACAGAAGAAAAUGGUUCUUUCAAGGUUGAGCUUCCAUCUGACACCUCAAAGACUACUCCAGAACCUCUCAACUGCUUUGCAAAGCUCCUCGGUGGUCCGAACCAGCUCUAUGUUUGGAAGAAAAACCUGGCAUCAAAAGUUGUCAAGGCCCAUGAACUGAACUCCUACACCAUCUCCACUCCACUUGCUUUUUCUACUUCGUGCCCUUUGGCUUCCAAAGAUGCUAAAUGUGGAGCUCCAAACCAGAUCGGUUCAUCUAAGACCAUUGAUCUGCCUCUACCCCGAGAGUGGGGUCUUGCACCAUCUAGCUAUUAUAUUCCUUUCGUCCCCAUCAUUGGAAUCCCUUGAUCAUCUCAGUGAUCUACAAUACUUUACUGUUAUGUAAUAAUUAGUAUCAUAAGGAGAAAAGACUUAUAUAUAGUUCUUAGCUGCUAUAUAUAAAUAUUUGUGAGUGCAGACUGUUGUAAGAUUUUAAGUAACUUCUGGUAUAUAUAAUUAUGUGUGAGUGCAGACUGUUGUAAGAUUUUAAGUAACUUAUGGUAUAUAUAAUUAUGUGUAUUAUGAGUGGAGAGAUGGAGAUGUAAUCUUUGUUUCUUGCAUGUUUAAUAAUAACAUA
Molecule: messenger RNA, 931 nt
Organism: Durio zibethinus
Lineage: Eukaryota; Viridiplantae; Streptophyta; Magnoliopsida; Malvales; Malvaceae
Source: RefSeq, a predicted model, not a curated record